This is a messenger RNA of Oncorhynchus masou masou (cherry salmon), 3137 nucleotides long. RefSeq names its product membrane cofactor protein-like. Bases 131 to 1213 code for a protein of 360 amino acids. The transcript is spliced from 12 exons. Gene Ontology annotation, biological process: negative regulation of complement activation, classical pathway. The record is from RefSeq and is a predicted model, not a curated record. NCBI's taxonomy places the organism in Eukaryota, Metazoa, Chordata, Actinopteri, Salmoniformes, Salmonidae.
CUUCAAGACCGCCGCAAACCAGGAAAUUCGCAAAAUAAACGUUCAUUUGCUGUUGCGAAACAGGCAGACGGAGCUGUCAGUUGAAGAAGUCGUAGCUGGACUACUUGUACAAUAAGGAAACGAAGACGUCAUGCAGCCCUUUAAAGACGUCUGUUGGUUCUUGACAAUAUGGAUGGUCCACCUUGCCCUCAUGGUUCUCACUGUUCAAGGUCAAGACUGCUCCAAACCCAUACCGUUAGAUGGGUCAAACAUGGUUUUUACAUCAACUCAAGAGACAUUUGGAAAUGGAACAAGAGCAAGUUUUGAGUGUUCAACUGGAUAUGUCCGUGCAAGAGGGUCUCGAUUAGUCACCUGUACUGCUGGCGUGUGGAGUACAGUGACACUGACAUGCGAAUUAAGGUCGUGUGGCUCACCAGGAGAAGUGAUGAACGGCCAAUAUAAUCUCUCAGGGGUUCUGUUUGGCGCCAUGGCUGUUGCUUUCUGUGACACUGGCUAUAUGCUUGUGGGCAGUGGUGUAAGGAACUGUAUGGUCGAAGGCUGGGAUGGCAGAGUUCCUGUAUGUGAAGUGGUGAAGUGUGGAAAGCCCCCCACCAUUGUCAACGGUGGACUUGUUAUCCCACCUGAUGAAGAGUACCACUAUGGAAGUGUUGUGGAAUAUAGCUGUGAGAAGGAAUUCACUCUGGUUGGAAUUAAAUCCAUAGUCUGUGAAAAGGACGGAGAAUUCCAGCCAGCUCCACCGGAGUGUAAAAUGGUUUCAUGUCCUCCUCCUGUUGUUGAGAAUGGCGUUAGGAUUGAAGGUCGUCUGCCCCCCUACCAGCACAAGUCUUUUGUGAGGUAUAAGUGCAACGAUGGAUAUAAGAUGAUGGGAGAGGCCAGUCUGACAUGUGAAAUAGAAGGCUGGUCAGCUUCUAUUCCCACAUGCAAAGCCCUUCCGACGACAACAAAGCCCCCUACUACUACUACUACUACUACUACUACUACCACAACAGCUACUACCACAACAGCUACUACCACAACAGCUACUACCACAGCAGCUACUACCACUGCUUCAAAGAAAACCACAAACGAAGAUCGCGUACCUGGUCCCCUUGAUGCUAAAAACCACACUUGGAUCACAUUAGGGAGUGUCCUAAGUGUACUUGUCGUUGGUUGUAUUAUAUUAUUUAUAAUCUACAAAUAUAAAGCACGUACCAAGUCUUCUGAUUUGCUUUAGUCUCCUCUUGCAUCCUUGAAGGGAGUCACAGUGAACAUGCUGCUGUGAUUUAAUGCACUACCCUCCUGCUUAUGAAUGUAGCAGCCUCUCCCAAACACCGGGUUCAUAUCCUUUCAAAGGAAGUUCUAUUACGUGAUUGUUUAGAAACCUCAUGAUGAAGAAUGAAUUGGUUCACUCUCAUUUGGAAGCUUGUGCUUAAUGAGUGGCCAAACCUGAUUUAUUCAAUAACUAUUCAUGUUUCCAGUGUACUUCACAAAUAUCUCUUUAUCUGAGCCUGCUUUAUCUCAUUGCCAACAUUCUUAGUUACAAUUCUCCCCUUUAGGGCAACCCUGCAUCACAAAGCCAGUUUUACACCCUUUUGAAAUAAAGAAUUUGAAGGAAAUCAUAUUUAUUAAAAUAUCCAAGAAGAUUCCCCUGUGUAUUUAUUUGGAUAGUGAAGCUAAAACAUGGCUCUGUACUGAAAAACAGCUUGUAUCUUAAAGCGAUCAGACUCCUGAUCAGCCAACAACCAUCUCCUGUAGUAAGUAGUACUCCUGGAGUAAGUAAGAGACAAAACACACACAAGCUCACACACCUCAUACACGUAGUCGCCAUACUCCCAUAUAUACACCUACAUACCAGUGGAGCCUCCUCAGAGGAGGAAGGGUAGGACCAUCCGUAGUGAAUGUAUUAUUUUUCAAAUAGAGAAAAAUUAUACUAAAUAUAUUCACGUCAUGCAAUUAUUUAUAUACACACACUGUUUUGCACUGAAGGUCUACAGAAGCCGCAACAACACAAUGGUGUAGCCUGAGGACAACUACUUUCUGUCCUCUGGGUACAUUGACUUCAAUUAUGAUAUGACGGUUUGGCUUAGUUUAUUUUUUAUUUUUUUUGCCUGGUUGUGAUCGCUGAUGUCCACACGUGAAGGGAAAAGGUGAGAGGAGGAGCGUGCGUAGAUGCGAGAUGAUAAUAAAAGGGUUCGUGCUGUUUGUAUGUGGCGGCUAUGAAAAUGAACUGUUUGCGUGUGAUCAAAUUCUAAGACUGAACAAAGUGGGAAUAAACAUACCUGAAUUUGUUCAAUAUAAACUAUUUUGCAACUAUUGGACUAAUGAUCACAUCCUAGAUCAGCUAGAUGCAGGCAAGAGUGUGCAAAGCGGUAUUGAAUGUGUCGAUGUCCGUCACCUUGAUUACUCAAAUUUCUCUUGACCCGUGCGCCUACUUUGUAAACUUACAUUCAUAGGCUAGGUUGUUGCAACCUCAUGGGUAUAGGGGAAAAUUGAGAAUCAUGUUGUAGCCUAAACCUAUCGCUGUUACAUUGAACUAGGUGAAUGGAAUAUGAAUUAGUCAUCCAAUAUGCUGUAAUAGAAAUAAGGACAUGCUCGCACAUAAAAUAAUUCUUCCCUCAUCUUAAAUGGCACAGACCACCACUGGUAUACAUACACACACACACAGCCAACGCUGCUGUCCCAUGUAUAUAGAGACAUUAAACACUGGACCAUUUCUGUUAUACUGUUUUCACCCUGUGUGUUCAUAUACUGUAUUCUUCACAUUGCUCAUUCUAAUAGAUCUACUACUGUGCAUUGCAUUGUUGCUACACUGUUUUGCACACCGCCUGUAUUUAUCAACUGAAUUAUUGACAUAGUUCACUGUAAUAAAUCUACUGCUGUACAUAUCAUUCUUUGUGUGUGGGUGUGUGUAUAUAUAUAUAUAUAUUGGUUUAUAUACACAGAUUGAAUUUGGAUUACUGAUUAGUCUUAUUUGGGUUGUUAACUGGAUUCAUCCUGUCAUUUGUGAUUUCUUGUUUCAAAUUUGUUAUUUGUGUACUUGCUUGACAUUUUUUUACAGCACUGUUAGAAGCCAGUAACACAAGCAUUUCAAUGUACCUGCGAUAACAUCUGCUAAACUGUGUAUGCGACCAAUAAACUCGGAUUUGAUCUAUCUCGUC